AAGGCGGCACCGGCGGGGCGGUGGAGGCACAGCGGGCUGGGACGGGACGGGACGGGACGCUGGGAUCUGCUCUCCCUUCAGGUGCAAAGAUGGGGUGCUUUACCUUUAUCAAGGUCAUGAUGAUCCUCUUCAACCUGGCCAUCUUCCUCAGUGGUGGGACCCUCCUGGGAGUUGGCAUCUGGGUCAAAGUGGAUGGAGAGUCAUUCCUGAAAAUAUUUGGGACGCUGUCCACUAGCAUCCUGCAGGUUGUGAACGUGGCCUAUCUCCUCAUCGUCAUUGGGGCCAUCCUGCUGGUGAUCGGCUUCCUCGGGUGCUAUGGUGCCCAGAAGGAGAGCAAAUGUCUCCUGAUGAUGUUCUUCUCAGUGGUGCUGAUCAUCUUCAUCGCUGAAGUUGCUGCUGCCGUGGUGGCUCUGGUCUUCACAGGUCUUGCAGAGACGCUACUGACGAGUCUGGUGACCCCGCUGCUGAAGGAGAAGUAUGGGGUGGAUGACACGUUCACACACAUCUGGAAUGUCACCAUGACAGAGGUUCACUGCUGUGGCCUGAAUAACUACACAGACUUCAACAACUCCUACUUUUAUGAGACACACCACGGCUACCCCAGGCAGUGCUGUGACAUGCAGGACACCUGCAACAGCACAGUGGCCGCAGAAAUGGCUGUCCAGGGCUGUUUCAAACAGAUCUUGGAAGAAAUCAGGACCAACGCAGGAGUGGCGGGCGGCGUGGCAGCCGGCAUCGCUGCCUUGGAGAUUGCAGCCAUGGCAGUUUCCAUGUACUUGUACUGUCGUCUGGAUGAGAAGUGACCCCCUGAGGCAGGAGGAUGACCUGCC
Molecule: messenger RNA, 830 nt
Organism: Motacilla alba alba
Lineage: Eukaryota; Metazoa; Chordata; Aves; Passeriformes; Motacillidae
Gene: TSPAN1
Product: tetraspanin 1
Exons: 8
Coding region: 90-803 (237 amino acids)
Cellular component (GO): membrane
Source: RefSeq, a predicted model, not a curated record